GAAAAAGUUCAUGCUAGGAGUAGACAGCAGCAGACGACGACACCUAACCACAUCAAUGAGAUAUCAUAUUACAUAAUAAUAAAAGGAACGAACGUAAUUCAUUAGAAUUACUACUUUCAGUUAAGAUGGUUCGUGUACUAACUGCUCACCAUUUUGCUAGUCAAGAUAUACAAACUUGUGAAGAUCCAGUUGCCGUAACAGCAGUUCCUCCUGACAAACUUCUUAUAGCAUCUGCUAACCAUGUUGUGGAGGUUCGUGACUUGUCAAAGGGUGGGGAAGCUGUCUCGUCCUUCCCCACGGUUGACCUUGUACAACACAUGUCUUACUGCUCCACAGGAAACUACGUGGCGACGCUGGAGGGGGCGCCCAGCGGCCCUCAGGGCGGACAGGGCUGCGUGGCCCGCGUGUAUUCACGGUGGGACCUGCAAGCCAUGGCUUCCUCCGCCCCCGCGGCGCAGAGCCAGCCCAUGCGCGCGCGCAUCGCGGGCUGUGUGACGCCCAGCCCCAGCCAGGACGACGCGCGCGGCUCCCUGGACAUGAUAGAGCUCCCCGUCAGAGGCCGAGGCGGCGCAACGGCACUGGCGUGCUGCCAGGCGACCGGCAACGUUAUGGUGGCAUGCCAUCGUAUCCUGGUCCUCUUCCGCUACAUUGUUCGCACGCACGAAUCCUCUAGGACGCGGUACAUUGACUUCGAGGACACGGAGGUCCGCGUGUCGCUCAGCUUCACCCCCAUCCAGACGUUCCUGUGCGAGGAGCUGGCGGUCUGCAUGGGACGGCACUCUCUGCUCGUGUUCCGACUGCGGCACUCGCAGGACUCCGGGGCUGUCGCCGGGGCAGGCGCUGAUGACAAGAGCGGGCGGGUCGAGGACUCCGGAGCAGGCAGCCAUCGACGCUGUCACGCCAACCACCAGGCGCUCAACCUGAAGCAAAUCCUCCAAGUCGAGCAGGAGGUGAACUCUGGGCGUCGGUCCUGGGGCUCGGGCGGCGCCUCCCUGGGCGUGUCGCUGCCCGUCACUGUGCAGCUGCCGGCCAUCGCGGCGGAGCGGGCGAGCCGAGGCCACUGUAGUCCCGGCAGCGGGGUGGUGCACCACAGCAACCCCUUCGUGUCGGACCCCUCGGACGUGGCGGCCAACGUCUUUGGCGGCGCCUCGGACUUCAACGUCGAGGCACUGCUCCGACUGCAGCUGGCCGGGGACCCGCAGGGCGGCCAUGGCGAGGAGUUCGGUUGCCUGACCCUGCAGCCGCUGUACCGGCGGUCCUCCGCCCCCGGCCCCAUUGGCGGGGGCGGCAGCGCGGGUCGCAGGGCUGGCCGCCAACACAAGUCGCCGCCCGCCCCCGGCGCGUGGCUCAACUCGCAGGACCGCGCGCAGCUGUGCGGCGUGGCGUGCCUCGUGGCCACCCAGCAGGAGGGCUACCUGUACCAUUUCCCCAUGGACGGCUCGACCCCGCCCGCGCACCCGUGCGUCGCCGUGUACCCCUUCACGGCGCCCGUGUCGCGCGUCGUCCUGGAGCCGCUGGCGCUGCACGCCCUCACGGACACGGGCCUCGAGACGUACACGCUGCGCUCGGCGCACCGCGCGCUCGCCUCGCUGCAGGGCGUGUGCCCGCCCGCCGACGACCCGAUCUGCCUCAUAGGUCUGCGGCCCUUCCUGGGCGCGCGGCACCUGCUCGCCUCGGGGCCGUACCUCGUCCUCCUGGCCACCUCGGAGGGCGGGUCGCCGCCUCCACCCGUGCCCGCCCGGUCGGCGUCCACCCCCAGCCCAUGGACCCUGUACUCGCUCCGCCUCCCGACGCCCGAGGUGCUCUUCUCGGACAUGGUGGCAGUCGGCGAGAGCCACCGCGUGGCCUCGCCGUCUACGUACUGCCACCUGCUGGGCGAGGCGCACUGCGUCCUGGCGUCAGCACGGCUGCUCAGUGACCAGCCCGGCGCCGCCGCGCCCGCUCCCGUCAGAACCCCCGAGGAGAACGAGGAGGCACUGCUGGCGCUGUACCGCGAGUCCUGCGCCCACCUGGGCGACUUCCACAUGCUCUCGGACGAGGCGGCGGAGCGCGACCUCGCGGCGCGCUACUACCGCAUGGCCCGGCUGCCGCCGCAGCGCGUGCUGCACAGGAUGCGGCGGCACGCGCACCGCCUGGGGCAGCCCGCCGCGCUGCCGGGCAUGGAGGGCCUGCCGGAGGACGAGCGGGGCGAGGACGACGGCGCCGCGCUGCGCAUCGGCCUGCGCUCGCAGCUGCACCGCGGCCAGGUCCACUACCUGGAGGCCGAGGUGCUGCAGCCGCGGCAACCUGAGGAGGCGCUGGACGACCAGGGCGCCCGCCUGCUGACGGGCCAGCUGCUGGAGCUGCUGGAGAAGGACGAGGAGGUCGCGGAGGGCCCCGCCGAGGCGCUGGAGAAGCUGGCCUCGCUCGUGCUGCGCGCCCGGAUGCUGCGGGAGUACUCCGCUUCCCGGACGCUGACCCUGCUUCGCGCGCGCGCCCCCGCCAUUGGGGAGGCGAGUGCCUGCGUAGUGCUGGCCGUACUGGUACUCGAGGUCCAGGUCGGGGCCGUGUCGGCGGCCGGGCCGGGGGUGUCUGAGGUGCUCGCCGCCCUCCAGGCACUCGCGGCCGACGCCCUGCUCCCGGAGAUGCUCCAGCACUGGGAGUUGCUGUUGGACGGGCCCGGGCUGUCCGAGCUGGCCACCGUGCUCAUGGAGCGCCGACCGCACGACGUGGCCGCUCUCUUCGCCAAGCUGGUAGCGGCCGAGACCAUAUCUCUGGCUAGAAUCCUAAAGAUGAUGCUGGACCACCUCUCGACACAGAUUGGUUCGAGCGGCUCGAACGGCUCUGUGGUGAGCGUCGUUUUCCAGCGCUUCCUGGAGACAUUCUUUGCCGCCUUCUUCGCCACCCACCCCGUCGAUGUGCACAUGGAUCUGGCCACCGAGGAGGCGCUGAAGAUCCUGGUGCGCUCUUACUUGAGCGACCUGCAGGCGCCGUGCGCACCCCAGCCGGGCAGCGUGCAGCCGGAGCCCUUGCCCCUCGUGCUGCUGGACGCGGACCGACUGCCCUUUCUUGACGCCAUGCCACCCUUCGCUGCCGACCUCGCCGAGCGUCUGGCCUCGCCGGUCAAGCAGGCGCCGCCGCAGCCUCAGCCCGGCAGCGACCACAAGAAGCUCAGCCUCAGGAAGCUGCAGGCGGUGCUGUGCAGCGGCCGCCUGCCACGCGCCUGCGUCACGGAGGUGCUGCGCUUCGUGCGCGGCCAGCCCAAGCUGUACGGCAACCUGUCGCUUCAGGCACUGUGCCUGCCUGGCCGCGAAGCCACCGGUAUCCUUCUAGACUUCUGCCCGCAGGCCGUGCUGCGCUACGCCCAGGAUCUCUACCGCACCGAGGAGGAUUGGAGACUUCUGCUGGUAGGGUUAGACGCGAAGCUGAGGACAACAUCCGGUCAGAGCCAGCCCCUCAGCACGCUGUAUCGGCAGACCCUCACUGCCGUGUUGGACCACCUGGCACACUCGGUGAACGUGGAGACGCUGUGUCGCUUGCUACAACUCGACGCACAGCUCGACGCGACCCUGGACGGGCACUUGCCGCAUCUGCACACCUGUCAGCGUGUGGCGGGUGCUAACGCGGUGCGCGACUACAUCGCGUCCACCAGCACCGCCUUUCUGUCACAGCUCGACCACUAGUGCUUAUUCGGUACUUUUUAGGAUCUGUGAGAAGUGUGCGUCGUUUGUGUUCGUCAGUGUUGAGGGCUACGCGGAGCAACUGUUUUACUUUUUAAUUGUAAAGUUUGUCACGCUGUUGCUGUCCCCUAGCUUUCGAAAGAACUGGUCUUACUGACAAAGCUUUUGGCUGUGUUUAUUCUGGAGGUAAAAGAGAUCUGGUACCCUGUUUUAUACGAUCUCAGCCUUGGUUUUAAUUUGUAUGGUUUUCUAAGCUGAGCGCGGCCAGCUUUCGAGGGGAUAGAUGAAGUCAGAACUCAGACCAAAUCGUAUUCUGACUUCCUCCAUUUGUUAAUUGCUGGAUAUACAGUAGUUUUUUCAAGUUAUUUUUAAGUUUGAAUCGUAAGUCACAAGCAAGGCACACAAGUGACCUUGUGUUUCAUCCUUAGUUUUCAAGCUCAAAAAUAUUUUUGGAUGCACUGCUUUCGGGAGCAAUAUUUCUCAUCAUGCUAUCAAGUGAUUAAGAUAAGUUCAACUCACUUCUGCUUUUCACUGCCAGAAGUACUUCGUCUGUGAUUUAUGCUAAUUUCAGUGGUAUGAAACCUUACUCUGCGGUAUUCUGCCAAUUUUAAAAAGUUGGGUUUAGAGUGAUUUUGUUGAUUUUUUUUCUCGUGGUAAAAGUAGAUUAUUGUUGUGCAAGUAAAAACGCGCUUAUUGCAUUGUCAGUUUUAAAAUUUCUAUCACUUUUUACUGUUUUCUACUUAUUCGUCGCCGUCCAAAAAAUGUUGCUUGUAAACUCGUAAUCCUUUCGCUAAAUUGCGGUACUGUUCGUGUCAUGUCUUUUGUAUUGUGCUAUUUGUUGCCGUCUAUGGUGUUAAAUUCCGAUGUAACUCACUAUGAAUGGUAUUGAACCUUUUUGGCAAUAAAUACUGCACGUUAUUGCGAGUCUUAA
Messenger RNA from Frankliniella occidentalis (western flower thrips), 4590 nucleotides. RefSeq lists its product as uncharacterized. NCBI's taxonomy places the organism in Eukaryota, Metazoa, Arthropoda, Insecta, Thysanoptera, Thripidae. The transcript has 16 exons. Bases 126 to 3662 code for a protein of 1178 amino acids. The record is from RefSeq and is a predicted model, not a curated record. Gene Ontology annotation, biological process: organelle organization. Gene Ontology annotation, cellular component: cytoplasm.